CUCAUCACCAUUAUUGCUUCGAAAUUAAAGCAUCAGAACAGAUCUAAUAGUUUGGUAGUUAUACGAACCAGCUACAGACUUAAAGAGAGAGAGAGAGAGAGAGAGCUUCUCCACCGCACACACACUUAAGGAACAAUAUGAGUAAUCAUCAAACUGUGUUGAAGCAACUGGAGCCAUGGUGUGAGCUUAAAGACAAAGUGGUUCUUGUGACAGGAGCUUCUUCUGGUAUAGGAAGAGAGAUCUGUCUUGAUCUCGGCAAAGCUGGCUGUAAGGUUAUCGCAGCAGCUCGUCGCGUCGAUCGUCUCAAAUCCCUCUGCUCUGAAAUCAACAGCUUCAGUUCAACCGGAAUCCAAUUAGCUGCACCGCUCGAGCUAGACGUUUCAUCAGACGCAGCCACCAUUCAAAAAGCGGUCAAGGAAGCUUGGCAAGUCUUUGGAAAGAUCGAUGCGUUGAUCAACAAUGCUGGAUUUAGAGGAAAUGUCAAGUCGAGUCUGGAAUUGUCUGAAGAAGAGUGGAACAAAGUCUUCAGGACCAACUUAACCGGACCUUGGUUAGUAUCCAAAUACGUCUGCCUUCUAAUGAAGGACGCUAACAUCGGUGGCUCGGUGAUAAACAUCUCAUCGAUCUCCGGGCUCCAUCGAGGUAAAAAGCCCGGUGGAGUCGCGUAUGCUUGUUCCAAAGGUGGUGUUGACACCAUGACGAGGAUGAUGGCUAUUGAGCUAGGUGUUUACAAGAUCAGAGUCAACUCGAUCGCACCGGGGCUUUUUAGGUCAGAGAUCACGCAAGGUCUUCUGGAGAAAGAGUGGCUCAAGAAGGUGACUGACCGGACUGUCCCGUUGACGGUGGAACAGACCGUGGAUCCGGGACUUAGCUCUCUCGUUCGUUAUCUCAUUCAUGACUCUUCUCAAUACGUCUCCGGGAAUACGUACAUUGUUGAUUCCGGAGCUACGUUGCCUGGUGUGCCUAUUUUUUCUUCGCUUUGAACCUCCAAUCUUGUGUACUGCGCAGUAAUAAAUGAAUACAAUUACACAUUCUCUU
This is a messenger RNA of Eutrema salsugineum, 1038 nucleotides long. RefSeq names its product 3-oxoacyl-[acyl-carrier-protein] reductase FabG. The transcript is spliced from 2 exons. Gene Ontology annotation, molecular function: oxidoreductase activity. The record is from RefSeq and is a predicted model, not a curated record. Lineage: Eukaryota; Viridiplantae; Streptophyta; Magnoliopsida; Brassicales; Brassicaceae. Bases 138 to 983 code for a protein of 281 amino acids.